Messenger RNA from Aspergillus wentii DTO 134E9, 2460 nucleotides. RefSeq lists its product as uncharacterized. The record is from RefSeq and is a predicted model, not a curated record. Bases 1 to 2460 code for a protein of 819 amino acids. Gene Ontology annotation, molecular function: protein binding. Lineage: Eukaryota; Fungi; Ascomycota; Eurotiomycetes; Eurotiales; Aspergillaceae. The transcript has a single exon.
AUGGCGACCCUGGAUUCUACCACGACUCGCCCCCGGGGCUUACUAGACCAGCCAGACGAGAUCCUCCUCCUCAUUGAGGAAUACCUACCACCCAAAGCCUUGAACGCAUUCAUUCGAACCUCGAAACGCAUUUAUACCUGCCUUACCCCACAUCUCUACGCUCUUGCAUAUGACGAUGCAAAUAUCAUCGCCACAGCCGCGGAGGAAGGCCAGAUUGCGAGCCUGAGAGCACUGAUUCAGCAUGCACCACCCGGCUACCUCGAUGGUAAUCUUGGCCGUGUGAUUCUCUACGAAGCAGUCGAGACUGGUCAGCGGGAGGCAGUCCGCAUGCUGCUGGAAAGGGGCAUUGACCCUAAUGUUUCUCGAGGAGAAGAAGAGUCCAGUUUCCGCCCGUUGCCGUUGCACUGCGCUGCCGCCGAGGGAAACCUUGACCUUGUGAAAAUGCUUCUCGAUGUCGGUGCCAACAUCUCGCAGGUUUAUGCGGGGGAGAUCACCGCGCUGCGGUCUGCCAUCUGCUCGGCGCGUAGUCAUGUUGCCGUGUGGCUGAUCCAUCGUGGGAUUGAUAUCAGCAUUACCCUGCCAGGAGGAGUUACGGCACUGCACCACGCAGCGAAUCGGAGCCUUACUAAUGUUAUUUUAUUGCUUUUGGAACGUGACAUGGACGUCAAUGCUCGCAACAGUUAUGGAGACUCGCCGCUACACUGGGCCGUCGUGGGCAGUUAUCCUCGGGCUAGAGAGCGAAUAGAAACGGUGAAAUUACUGCUCGAGUCUGGAGCGAGCGCCACGGCAGCCAGGAUCGAUGGGGAAACGCCAUUGCAUCUUGCGGCCAGCGGAGGAGAGGCAGAGGUGGUUUCACUGUUGCUGCAAUACGGGGCUGAUGUCAACGCAAAGGCCCUGGCGGGCAGGACGCCGUUGCAUCGGGCUACACGUCCUCGCCAGGGAAACAUAGAAACAGUGAAACUUCUUUUAAACGCUGGGGCGGAUUGUUCGGCUGAAGAUGACAAUCACCACACGCCACUACUCAAUGCGAUGCGGGCAAACCACCGCGAGGAGAUCCAGAUGUUGAUUGAGGCGGGAGCGGCGUCCCAUCCUUCCCAGUAUACUACUGCGUUGCUUCUCCAGGCCACGAUCAAUCGGCGUCAAGACCUGGUGCAGAAGUUGCUGGAUCACGGCGUGGAUGUGGACGCCACGGUGCAUGAGCAUUCAGGAAUCACCGUGCUGAUGAAGGCCGCCCGGACAGAAAGUCUCGAGCUGUUCAAGAUGCUACUCGACCAAAGUAAAGAGCUAGGAAUGGUUAACAGUAAUGGAGAGACUGUGGUCGAUUUCGCUUCUACACGAGGCAGCAAGGACAUGUUGAGUCUGCUGGUUGACAGGGGGGCGAAUAUUGAACACCGCAAUCGAUGGGGAAGGACCCCAUUGAUGCAUGCAGUCCGAUCCCGGAAUAUCGAAGCGGUCUUGUUCCUUCUGGAAAGAGGCGUCGAUAUGAAUGCUCGUGACAGCAGUGGGGAUACUGCUUUAUAUCACGCGGUGGAAACCGGGAAGGUAGCAAUGGCCAAGUUGUUACUUGAUCGAAGCGGCAUUAUUGAGGAGUCUGACGAGGGUAGCUCAUCCCUGCUGCAUGCAGUACCCCGGCGCAAUGUUUCCAUGAUGAAGCUAUUGUGGAAGAGCGGAAAAUGCCGAUUUACAAAAGCCAGUCUCACAAAACGAAUGGGGCACGCAAUCUAUUUCGACAACAGGGCUGAGGCCAGGCUUUUGUUGCAGAUGGGCUGUGAUGUGAAUAGCCGAGAUCGUGACGGUGAAACGCCACUUCUGUUAGCCAUCGGAAGAUUCAAUGAGAAGAUGGCUGUGCUGUUAUUGCGGCACGGUGCUGAUAUCGAAGCCAGCAACGAUCGAGGCUUAACCCCGUUAAUCUCGGCCGCUUGGCCUGGAGUACCUGGGAUUGCACGUAUACUAAUUUUAAAGGGCGCGAAUAUUGAAGCCGAAACGGUCUAUGGUGCCAGGCCACUAGAACGGGCUGUGUGCAGUGGAAUCAAAUCCAUCAUUGAGCUGCUUCUAGAAAGGGGUGUCUGCGUGGAAACGCCAGAUAAAGACGGUCGAACACCGUUGAUGCAAGCCCUCGCCCGAGGCCUGCCCAACACGACGGAGAUCCUGCUAUCUUAUUCAGCCAAGGUCCAUGCGGUGGAUAAAAAGGGCCGAACGCCUGUUUCGUGGGCGAUGAAAAGUGGAGACGUGAUGACAGUUAAGAAGGUGGUGGAAGCAGGAGCCGAUGUGUUCAAGGCAGACCACGAUGGACACACGCCGCUGUGGUGGGCGAUGCAUUAUGAAAACGAUCAUCUGAUCAAAUAUCUGGCCAGGGACAAUCCGGACUAUUAUUACACUUCGUUUUGCCCGAAUUCGGAACCAGUCAUCGAAGAGGAGGAUACGUUUCCUCUUGAUGUUACCCCCGGUUGUCUUGAUUGA